GCAUUAUUUCCAGGAAUGGUGGAGUUGAAGUGAAGGUCACAUUCACCCCAUCCAGCUACGGAACGGCUCAGAUCGGCCUGGAAUUACUGAUUUCUGAGUUCAAUGCCAAACCAUACAGCUGUGUCUUCACCGGGACGUGCUCCCCGAACCUCUCUGCCGUGAAGGAAGAGUCUGAAAAAGUUGACGUUCCCUCCAAGGUGAGCCUGAAGGGCCCCGAGAGAGCGGCACCGAGGAUCUCCCGCAAGAAGAGACAUUUACAGUCUCUGCAGCAGAACGCGUCCCGGGUCAUCGAAUUCCAGAAUCUGCGAUUCCCACUCAAUCUCUCCAAUCCUCACGCUGUGGCCACCGUCCUGAACCAGCAGCCGGGGAAACUCAGACUGAAGGAGAUGCGGGAAGGCCUCACCUGUCCUGGUAAGAAAAGCCGCCAAGAGAAGGAGACUUUGUUCCAGCAAGUCGUGCAGCAGAAUGUGGCAGAGGAGGAGGCCAAUCAGCUGCGAUGGCAGAUCCACCGCGGCAGUGACCCCGCCUCUCCCCGACAACGUCAGCGCAUACGAGAGGAACGUCUGAGCGCAGAGGAGGAAUAUCAGGUGAUGAUCGGAACCCCCGACUUCCAUGGAGAAUACAGAGGUCAGUGUGUGAGCGCCGUGUCCCGGCGGGUGCUGCGGAGGUCGGAGCCGCUUCCCACACUUCAGCCUCAGUUUGACCUUUACCUGAACGAGCUCUGGGCCAAUAGGAACCGAGCAUUGCGACGUUUCCAGCAGGCUGCCCGCAAGGUCCUGGUGCGCUGUAGAGUUGAUCGCAGGUUGGGCCGUCUGAGGAAAUUGCUGCAACGACUUCAGGCGGAGUCAGCGGGGGAUGGGACGUUCGAGAGCGACAGCGAGGAAGUGAUCCCCGCCCCCACCAAUCCGAUCCUCUUCUAUGACUUCCCCCCGUACCCUGCUGAACCCCAGGGAUCGACUCUCGGAGGUCUCUGGGGAGUCGCUCCGCAACCAGCCGCUGUGCAACUGAAAGUGAAACUUCCCUUCUAUGACCUAAAGGUUCCUCAGCAUUAUAAAGUGAUGGGAUAUCAGCCGAUCAGUUCGCUCUCGGCCUCCACCUACCAAUCCCAACAGUUGCCACGACCCCUGAGGAGCGGGGCGGAGGAUGAACUUGUGCCGAUCUCCAAUCCCGACCCCCCGGGACCAGCGCUGAGUCCGAGGACAGAUACCGGAGAAGAGGAACGUUCCGAGACCACCUACCUCACCCUGAGCCCCCCGGAGAGACUGCUGAACCCCCCCGACUUCCACCCCAUGCAUGUCUUUAACCCGGCUCCUGGUUUGGUGGCCUUUAAGAGGCCUCUUCCGUAUUCCGAAAUCGAUCUGGAAUAUCACCUGUGCCCCCUGCCAAAGUACCCAUCCCCCCGCGACACCGCCGGGGCCACCCAGAGGAAGUUCCUGAACCGCGAGGAAGUCAUUCGGGGAAUGAUGAGUUGGAAGAAGUUCCCGUCUGUCGCCCUCUCUGUGUCCCUUCCCACUGCCGGGGGCCACAGACCGCGCUGGUGUGACCCCUUCAGUUGGGAUUUGCUCCCUACAGACGCUCCCCCCACACUCAGCCACUUACUGGAGGAGGACAAGGAGAGCCUAGAGCCAAGGGAGGCGGAGGAGGCCCCGGGCCGUGUGUCGCUGACACCAGAAAUGCUAAGGGCUGAAUUCGCACUGAUACAAGAUGGCGGUCGGGGUGACAUGGACACCAGCGAGCCGCAGACCCCUGAGGCCGGCGGGGAGAGCCUGGCGCAGAAGAUCCAGAGACACCUGGGACGGGUCAGGCUGCUGACACACAAUAAGAAGCUGAUUGUGGACUGAGAGACGACCCACCAAUCCUGUGUCCAGAAUAUGUCCUGUGCCCCUCCCAUUGGACAGAGCGAUGAGAAUAUAUCCUCCUCGUCUCCCAUUGGACAGAGCGAUGAGAAUAUAUCCUGUGCCCCUCCCAUUGGACAGAGCGAUGAGAAUAUAUCCUCCUCGUCUCCCAUUGGACAGAGCGAUGAGAAUAUAUCCUGUGCCCCUCCCAUUGGACAGAGCGAUGAGAAUAUAUCCUCCUCGUCUCCCAUUGGACAGAGCGAUGAGAAUAUAUCCUGUGCCCCUCCCAUUGGACAGAGCGAUGAGAAUAAUAUAAUGACCUCCAGUCCUGUAUAAUGUACGUCCGCCAUG
Molecule: messenger RNA, 2186 nt
Organism: Rana temporaria (common frog)
Lineage: Eukaryota; Metazoa; Chordata; Amphibia; Anura; Ranidae
Gene: CFAP221
Product: cilia and flagella associated protein 221
Biological process (GO): cilium movement; cilium assembly
Cellular component (GO): cilium
Source: RefSeq, a predicted model, not a curated record